GUGUGUGGUGUGUGUGUGUGUGUGAACUGAGCAGAGGUGAAGAAGAGGAGGAUGAAGCUGGGAACGGAGGAUGGGAGGAAGAGUGGAAUAAGCGACAGGCUAGCUAUCAAGGGCUGUGUAUGCAUGCCUGCAAGUGUGAAUGCGUGAGUGAGGAAGAGGGAGGUGGUUAUCGGACUGAAACAAAGACGCAUUUUGGAACCCCGAAACAUUAACGGAAACUUUAAACUUUUACCAGCCAGAGCUUGGCAACUGUGCCGGGUCCCGGCUUUGUUUCGAGGCAGGGGAGGUUUACAAUAAAUGUAGGGAUAAAAUAGCCCCAGAUCGAAUUUUUUUUACGCAAGAGGGGAAUCCCUUGGAUAGUGUUUGUUGGGGGUAACGAGAGAAUGGCGGCCAACAUGUACCGAGUGGGAGAUUACGUGUACUUUGAGAAUUCCUCCAGCAACCCUUACCUGAUCCGCAGAAUAGAAGAGCUCAACAAGACGGCCAAUGGGAACGUGGAAGCCAAGGUGGUGUGUCUGUUUCGGAGGAGGGACAUCUCGGGCAACCUCAACACUCUGGCCGACAGCAACGCAAGAGACUUUGAGGAGGAGUCCAAGCAGCCCACAGUGUCUGAACAGCAGAAACACCAGCUGAAACACAGAGAACUCUUCCUCUCUCGGCAGUUUGAGUCUUUACCAGCCACUCACAUAAGGGGGAAAUGUAACGUUACACUCCUCAACGAAACAGACGUCCUCGCCGGGUACCUGGAGAAAGAGGAGUGUUUCUUCUACUCGCUGGUGUUUGACCCGGUCCAGAAGACCCUGCUGGCGGACCAAGGAGAGAUUCGGGUGGGCUCCAAGUACCAGGCCGAGAUCCCCGACAAGUUAGCCGAAGGUGAAGAAGACACCCGUAUUCAGGAGAAGCUGGAGGUCAAGGUGUGGCACCCCGACAACCAGCUCAAAGACCCACAGAUCGACCAGUUUCUGGUGGUGGCUCGUGCUGUGGGGACGUUUGCCCGAGCCCUGGACUGCAGCAGCUCUAUCCGUCAACCCAGCCUGCAUAUGAGUGCUGCGGCCGCCUCCCGAGACAUCACGCUGUUCCAUGCGAUGGAUACCCUGCAGAAAAACGACUACGACCUGGCCAAGGCCAUGUCCACGCUGGUGCCUCAGGGCGGGCCCGUGCUCUGCCGUGACGAGAUGGAGGAGUGGAGCGCCUCGGAGGCCAUGCUGUUCGAAGAGGCCCUGGAGAAAUAUGGCAAGGACUUCAACGACAUCCGCCAGGACUUUUUGCCAUGGAAGUCACUAGCCAGCGUGGUUCAGUUCUACUACAUGUGGAAAACCACCGACCGCUACAUUCAACAAAAACGACUCAAGGCAGCGGAAGCAGACAGCAAGCUGAAGCAGGUUUACAUCCCCACCUACACCAAGCCCAACCCCAACCAGAUCAUGGCUCCUGGUAACAAGCCUGGCAUGAACGGGGCCGCUGGCUUCCAGAAAGGACUGAGCUGUGAGAGUUGCCGUAACCUCCCCUCUGUUGCAGCCGCCCAGUCAGCACAGUGGUACGCGUGGGGUCCUCCCAACAUGCAGUGCAGACUGUGUGCAUCCUGCUGGAUCUACUGGAAGAAGUACGGAGGCCUGAAGACCCCCACACAGCUAGAGGGGGCCGCAAGAUCUGGCUCAGAGUCAACCCCCCGAGGUCACAUGACCCGCCAGGAAGUGCAGGGCCUGUCACCGUUCACGACUAGUGGGGGGCGGGCCAAGCUGCUGGCCAAAAACCGGCAGACGUUCAUCCUGCAGACCACCAAGCUGACGCGCAUCGCCCGCCGUGUCUGCACUGACAUCCUGCAGCCCCGCAGCGCCGCACGCCGCCCCUACGCCUCCAUCAACGCCAAUGCCGUCAAGGCCGAGUGUAUGAUAAGGCUGCCUAAAGCGACCAAGGCCCCUAUAAAGAACUGCUCGAUCCCUCGGCCACCGCUGGCCACCAUAGUGAAGGAACUGGCCAUCCAGGCUCCACUCAAGCUGAAGGCCCCCAGAGGCACCCCCACCCCCAUCAACCGCAACCAGGCCAACCAGCCCCGCGGGGGAUCGGCCCUGCUUGGGAAGAGGCCCUUUGACAGCAGCGCGUUGGCACUGCCGUUCCCCACCAAUGGGAGGCCGUUCACAUCAGGCAUGAGGACCACCUCUCAGUCAGUGAUCAAGCGUCAGAAAGUGAACCAAGGAGACGCGCCAAACCCUGUGGUUUUUGUUGCUACUAAAUACACCAGGGCUCUGAGGAAACACCUGACCCAGUCUGAGAUGCGACGGGCAGCCAGGAAACCACACCUCCCCGUCAGGGUCAAGCUGCCCCUGCCUCCCCGGCCCCUGGCUUUAGCCAUUCUGCCCUCCAGCACCAGCGAGCCCAUCGUCCUGGAGGACUAACCCCCCACCCCACUGCGAAACAGGGAGGGCGCACCACCGCGCACCAACCUGCUAGUGUAGCAGCACAACCCCAUACCAGUAGUUGUUUUCUCUCGUCGUAUUUUUUAAAUCUCGUCUUCUGUUCUGUUACCUCCCAAAAGCUGACGUGCUGCUCCCCACACACACACACACACACACACACGAGUGACACCCACAUGUAUGCAUUACAUCUAGUACAUGGCAUCAAUUCUUUACACACACACUACGCAUACACUGAGUGUACAAAACAUUAGGAACACCCCCUUUUGCCCUCAGGAAUGCCUCAAACCCAGCAGCGUUGCAGUUCUCGACCCACGCAAACCAGUGCACCUGGCACCUACUACAAUACCCUGUUCAAAGGCACUUAAAUAUUUUGUUUUGCCCAUUCGUCCUCUGAAUGGCAUACAUACACUAUCCAUGUCUCAAUUGUCUCAAGGCUUAGAAAUCCUCCCCUUCAUCUACACUGAUUGAAGUGGAUUUAACAAGUGACAUCAAUAAGGUAUCAAAGCUUUCACCUGGUCCGUCUAUGUCAGGGGUGGGCAACUCCAGUCCUCGGGGCCUGAUUGCCUCCCCUGGUCUAUGUCAUGGAAAGAGCAGGUGUUUGUAAUGUUUUGUACACUGAGUGUAUACACAGACACAACACCCCCCACAUACACACACUAGGCUUUGGGCUUUACUAUUUUAUUCUGGCUCUUUUUGCUUAAUUAUUUUUGCUCCCCUUUUUUAAUGGUAAAUCAUUUUAACUGUGUAAUUUAAAAUCAGAAAUAUUUCUCAUCCUGAAAUAAUGGUGAUUUAAAAGCACACUUUAUUUUUUCCCCUCCAGGUCCUUUAUCUGUGUAAAUAUUAGCAGCAUUUUGAGGGGUUGACACCUAAUUGUUUGGGGACUGGUAGGGGCGUGGUUGUGGGAGGGCCAUGGAAAUAGAAAUACUAGAACCACAGCAAUUUGACUAAAUGUCUGUUCUAGUUAUUCAUAUUCUAUAGGGAGGGCUAUGUGGGGCAGUUUUUUAGCAUGUUUAUGGGAAAGUCUAUUUUGACCAAGGUUUCAUCAUAGGUCUGGGAGGUUGCAGUAAAGUGCUUUGUGUGACCCAUCCUUCAAGGAUACUUGUCAGAUUCUACGUUAGACACCCGUCUUCUCUUACGCCAUCACAUCAGGCCCCACCCCCUCUCCACACCUAAAUUAGACCUGAUCCUGCCCCCUGUCUCUCCACAAUCACAUCAGGCCCCACCCCCUCUCCACACCUAAAUUAGACCUGAUCCUGCCCCCUGUCUCUCCACAAUCCUAUCAGAAGUUACGUAUGAGGGUUUGAUGGUGAGGAAAUCAAUUCUGUUGAACCCCCUCCCCCCCCGGGUAUUUUUAACAUUAGCAGCUUUGCACCCAACUCCCUCCCAUAACCUCUAGGUGUUGAGCUCUGUUUUUCUACUUAAUUGUCGUCACAAUCAAUUUGAGUCCUGUCUUGUUUACCAUCACUUGAUUGACACACUUUUUACAGAUGUUUAUUUACCCAUCUGGAGAGAGACAGUCGGGAUCCUUCUCUGUUAAUGCAUUUUGGUUUUGACUGAGAAAGACCGCUUGGGUUGCCUGGCUACCCGGCCACAUCGUUCCCACUAACUGACGUUCCUUCUCCACGAUGAGUCUGGAUUUGCCUGCCUCCCCCGACAAUUUCUAGAACGCAAACACAUUCUGACCGUUCUGAUUGGUCCCUGAAACCUAUGGGUUGGGCCAGAGCCUGCCUACAUGCUGACGUUAUCAACUUUGACACACUGAUUGGUUAGACUAUCCAAUCACUGAUGGAUUUAGUUUUGUUCAACGCCCCUCAUUUUGAAGUCAAACGAGCAACGUCUAGGAUGGCAGUUUGAGACUGAAUGAAUGUAGUGACUGAUAGAGCAGAGGAAUUAAAUUCAGGAUGAGUCGUCAGGCAACCGCUUGAGUACAGCGGUCUUGUCUCUUCAAUACUAUGGUAGGCGAGAGGGAAAAGUAAGGGUUUAGGAAAUGAUGAUGUAGGUUAACAAGGUAGAUGAGAUUCAUAUUGUGUAGGUUUGGAAGAUAUUCAAACAGGUGGUUCUGGAUGUGGAUCUGAUUGUUUGGGACAUGCAAAAUAGAUACUGUUCUCUUUGAGGUCCUUAUUGGGAGAAAUAUGGGUUUGUUUUAGUGGAGUCAGAAUUGAGCCAUAAAAAAAGAAAACAUUCUAGGUGUAAAACUCCAUUCUUAGACAGCCCCUGUUCAUUUUGUCACCUGUACCAAUAAAUCAUAUGCCUUCAGCUCCCCCAAACAGACUAGGCCACCGCAAUUAUGACAAUGGACUGUUUGGAUCUUGGGUUUGAAUGAAACUGGCAAAUUAUGUUACGAGCUGGUUGUUGUCAGAUACUGUUGUUACUAAAGCAGCUAUAUGUAUUGGCUUGGGUGCUGGAGUCAUGUCUUUGUUGGGAGUGGAAUCUCCAGUGAUGUCUCAACUUGUGGGUUGAUUUGGUUUGAAUCUUUAUUUUCCCUUUUUGUGUUUAUUAUGAAGAAAGGGUGCGUUUAGAUUAAAUUAAUUCUUAAUUGGAUAUUAUAAUUCCUCUUUCUCUUCCAGGCUCUGUGUACAAUGGCAGCCAGUAUGGGGGUAGAAAUGACAGAUGUAUAAGCAAGUUUGGUCCCAAUGUGGGCUUUUGUAAUGUUUCUAAAACAAUUUGAAGUGUUAAAAUACUAAUCUGAAGAAGAAAAUAAAAACUUGGCUGAUUGAAAAGUUGUUUUUUUAUAUGAAGUCUUUGGGGAAGAAGGCUUGUAAUUACUCCAUAUUGUGGAGAGGGUUAAAAUACUGUACAUGUGAACAUUGCUCUCCAUUGGGUGGGUUUGGAGGAGGGGGGAGGGAGGGAGGGAGGGAAGGAGGGGGGGCGCAAAUCAGAGCUGGUGGGAGGGAUGUAGAGGGGGUUAGAAUUUUGUAUGUUGGAGAGAGAAUUAUGCUACAAUUAAUGGUUUUUCUCAAGUGUUUUUUAUUCCAAUGUCUCUGUAUCCUUUUAAUGUAUCUUGAUAAGAAAAUAAAGAUUUUUUUUUCUUUGUGGUCCUAUA
Oncorhynchus nerka (sockeye salmon) is the source of this 5460-nucleotide messenger RNA. Its product is annotated as metastasis-associated protein MTA2-like. Gene Ontology annotation, biological process: negative regulation of transcription by RNA polymerase II. The coding region runs from base 384 to 2396 and encodes 670 amino acids. NCBI's taxonomy places the organism in Eukaryota, Metazoa, Chordata, Actinopteri, Salmoniformes, Salmonidae. The transcript is spliced from 18 exons. The record is from RefSeq and is a predicted model, not a curated record. Gene Ontology annotation, molecular function: transcription coactivator activity; chromatin binding; transcription corepressor activity. Gene Ontology annotation, cellular component: nucleoplasm; NuRD complex.